Messenger RNA from Caenorhabditis auriculariae, 675 nucleotides. NCBI's taxonomy places the organism in Eukaryota, Metazoa, Nematoda, Chromadorea, Rhabditida, Rhabditidae. The record is from the annotation of a GenBank genome assembly.
AUGACUGAUCACGAACCUGACCAGGAGAAUUUGCUAUUCCGUUCUCAAGGAUCUCCUGAAAAGGUUUUAUCUUUUAUUAUGGUUUUUAUUUUUCUUUUUUGGAGAGAAGAUAGAUAGUGAUGCAAAAUUGGAGGUAGAAAUAUGAAUGAUGCAAGUUGUCGGCUUAAAACAUAACAUUUUCCCAUAGUUAUAUCAUAUAUUGAAAAGAAGUUAAGUGAAGUGCAUCUGAUACAGGGGAAGGGAAAUAUAGCAAUUCAAUUAAGAUUAAUAUCGCUUAACAUAACUCGAAAACGGCCAGCGUGUAUCGGAAAGUCGGCUAUUUUUUCAUCUAGAAUUUAAUUAGCCGAUAAAAAUCGGUAAAAGCUCAAUAAGCGACAUGGAAAGUUUUGGAUUGCAAAUUUUUCAGUCUAGCCAAAUCCAAUGUCAAAUCUGCGAGCACACGGCACACGGCAUCCACUUCGGAAUCCUCGCCUGUCGAGCCUGUGCCGCUUUUUUCAGGUCAAUCAUUCAUUUUUAAUUUCUGUUUUUAUCGAACUGAUUAUUCUAAGGAUCUGCUGGAAGUAAUGGAAAAAUUUUAGGAGAACGGUAGUUCUGAAAAAGACCUAUGCGUGUCGUCGUGCUAAUGGAAUGUGUAAAAUAAACAGCGAAGAAAGGUUUUUCUUCAGUUUUUUCUGA